CGCUAACUCCACCUCCUUCACGUCUUCCCUCCCAUCCCCCACCAACAAAACCUCAGCACCAACAAACUUAGCAACAGACAAGCAGCAUCGCGCGGAAGGCCAUCGCCGCCGCCGCGCCGCGCCGCCACCACCUCCUCCUCCUCAUCAUGCUCCCGCUCCUCCUCCUCCUCCUCCUCCUCCUCUUCGCCUGCGCCGCCGUGCCCGUCUCGACCGCCCGGGACGCUCCCCCCGGGGAGACCGCGCCCGAGACGCCGCUCUUUGGCGGUGGCGGCGGCGACGAGAAGCCGAGCGCCUACGAGAUGCUGGAGCGGUUCGGGUUCCCAAGGGGCAUCCUGCCGGAGGGCGUGACGGGCUACACGCUCCGGCCGUCGAGCGGUGAGUUCGAGGUGUACCUCGGGGGGACGGAGGAUAUUCCGUGCGAGUUCGAGGUCGACGGCGGGUACCGGCUCACCUACCAGCGGCGGAUCUACGGCAGGGUGUCCGGCGGCAGCAUCAGCGACCUCCACGGCGUCACGGUGAGGGUCUUCUUCAUGAACUGGGGCAUCGACCGCGUCGUCAUGGCGGACGCCGCCCACCUAAUGUUCUACGUCGGUCCGCUCUCACAGUCCUUCUCGGCGGACAGCUUCGAUGAGUCGCCGCGGUGCCGGUACCGCCACAGCGGCGGCGCCAUCGCCGUCGCGGUGAUGUAGAAUCACCCGUUGAGUACGUACGAGUGAUUAUUGUUUGCAAUCGGACGAAACAAUCGAACACAAAAAUGCCUUGCUAAUUAACCGGUUCAUUUGAUUCAUUUGGGAUAUUUAUUUAUUAUUGAUCUUUUUUCUCGUCUGUGCGUAUGUCAGAAAUUAUAUAUUCUGUCAAGUUAUUAUUAGGUGGCCCAAAUAUGAUUGAGAUCACGUAGCAUGAUUUCCAGUUGCGUACAUGCAUGAUGCAUGAUGCGUACAUGCAUGAUGCAUAUUGCGUACUAUUAAUUUUAGUACGGACAAACAUUUAAUAAAAGAACCACGUUGAGUUGCAUACACACUUGCAAAUACCAGUUUAUAUACAACACAUGUAUCUUUAUUCUCGCAUACAAUUUAUAU
Messenger RNA from Oryza brachyantha (malo sina), 1079 nucleotides. RefSeq lists its product as uncharacterized. Bases 147 to 689 code for a protein of 180 amino acids. Lineage: Eukaryota; Viridiplantae; Streptophyta; Magnoliopsida; Poales; Poaceae. The record is from RefSeq and is a predicted model, not a curated record. The transcript has a single exon.